Messenger RNA from Hippocampus comes (tiger tail seahorse), 4060 nucleotides. It is a transcript of the gene slc6a3, whose product is annotated as solute carrier family 6 member 3. The transcript is spliced from 18 exons. Bases 316 to 2172 code for a protein of 618 amino acids. The record is from RefSeq and is a predicted model, not a curated record. NCBI's taxonomy places the organism in Eukaryota, Metazoa, Chordata, Actinopteri, Syngnathiformes, Syngnathidae. Gene Ontology annotation, biological process: sodium ion transmembrane transport; nitrogen compound transport; amino acid transport. Gene Ontology annotation, cellular component: plasma membrane.
GCUGCACCUGAAUCGCUUAGUCAUUCACAAGCAAAGAGGGGGCGAAGUUCACUUCUUUGUGAACAACUGUGAGAAAACAGACGAACAGUUUAAGGAUGGUGUUACUCAACAUACAAUGAGAGAAAGGAUGGUUUUCAUCAGAGAGGAAAUUUACACUGACUUGGAUCAUGAAGAGGAGGACAAGACAAAGGCAUGCCAAGUGAGGAACCUCAACACAACUGGAAGUUGACAGACCCAAAUUGUCAACUGAGGGAGCGUUUCACUUGAUUCUGGUGAACGGGUUAUUUGCCUUUACCGAAAGCUGAGUACCGCUCCAUGCUGAAGGAUAGAGUCCCGAUUUGCCUGAUGUCAUCAGUCGUAGCCCCAGAAAAAAACCCUUCCAAUGCUACGGGUCCCAAAGAGGUGGAGCUGAUCCUUGUGAAGGAGCAGAAUGGGGUCCAGUUCACCUCCACCACCCUCGUGGCUCCGACCACGACUCAGACCCACCCCAGCGGUGAGGAGGAAAGGGAAACCUGGGGAAAGAAAAUUGACUUCCUGCUAUCGGUGAUCGGAUUUGCAGUGGAUCUCGCCAAUGUCUGGAGGUUCCCUUACCUCUGCUACAAAAAUGGAGGAGGUGCUUUCUUGGUGCCAUACCUGUUCUUUAUGGUGAUAGCAGGCAUGCCUCUCUUUUACAUGGAGCUGGCUCUGGGACAGUACAACAGGGAGGGAGCCGCUGGGGUCUGGAAAAUAUGUCCCAUAUUUAAAGGUGUAGGAUUUACGGUGAUCCUCAUUUCCCUCUAUGUUGGCUUCUACUAUAAUGUCAUCAUCUCUUGGGCUCUCUUCUACCUCUUCUCCUCGUUCACUGCCGAGCUCCCCUGGGUGCACUGCAACAACACUUGGAACAGCCCAAAUUGCUCCGAUUGGGCUGAUGACAGCACAAUCAGUGACAUUUACAAGGCCACUCCAGCUCAAGAGUACUUUGAGCGAGGAGUGCUCCACAUUCAAGACAGUAGUGGAAUUGAUAACCUGGGUCGUCCACGUUGGCAGUUGACUUCCUGUCUCGGUGUGGUCAUUAUUCUGCUUUACUUCAGUCUGUGGAAGGGUGUCAAGACGUCUGGCAAGGUUGUGUGGAUCACAGCCACCAUGCCCUAUGUGGUCUUGACUGUGCUGCUCAUCCGAGGAGUCACCCUGCCUGGAGCCAAGGAUGGCAUUAAGGCCUACCUUUCUGUCGACUUCCUGAAACUCUGUGAUGCCAAGGUUUGGAUCGAUGCCGCCACGCAGAUCUGUUUCUCGCUGGGAGUUGGGUUUGGUGUGCUAAUCGCCUUUUCCAGCUACAACAAAUUCAGCAACAACUGCUACAGGGACGCCAUCAUCACCAGCUCCAUCAACUCUUUGACCAGCUUCUUCUCUGGCUUUGUUGUCUUCUCCUUCCUUGGCUACAUGUCAUACAAGCACAACGUGGCUCUGGAAAAGGUCGCGAGAGAUGGGGUUGGAUUGGUAUUUGUUAUUUACCCAGAAGCCAUUGCCACAUUGCCUGGGUCAUCAGUGUGGGCAGUAAUCUUCUUCAUCAUGCUCCUGACACUAGGCAUUGACAGUGCCAUGGGUGGGAUGGAGUCUGUCAUUACCGGUCUGAUUGAUGAAUUCAAAUGCCUCCACAAACACAGAGAGCUGUUCACCCUCUUCAUUGUGGCCGCCACCUUCCUCAUCUCCCUCUUCUGUGUUACAAAUGGUGGAAUAUACGUCUUUACUCUGUUGGACCACUUUGCCGCAGGGACGUCUAUUCUGUUUGGAGUGCUUAUUGAAGCUAUCGGUAUUGCGUGGUUUUACGGAGUGGACCGUUUCAGUGAUGAUAUUGAGGAGAUGAUUGGUCAGAGGCCAGGCAGAUACUGGAGGUUGUGCUGGAAAUUUGUCAGCCCCUGCUUUCUCCUGUUUAUGGUGGUAGUGAGCUUUGCAACCUUCAACCCCCCAAACUAUGGCACCUAUAUGUUUCCUCCCUGGGCUAACGGGCUGGGAUGGUGCCUAGCCAUUUCAUCGAUGACCAUGGUACCCCUUUACGCCAUCUAUAAACUUUGUAGCCUACCUGGAAAGUUUUGUGAUAGACUGGCUUAUGCCAUCACCCCAGAGACAGAACAUCAUUUGAUAGAUAAUGGGGAAGUUCGUCAAUUCACACUUCAGCACUGGCUGGUUGUCUGAAUGUCAAAAUGAAAAUGGAUAUGAAGGAAUGUUGGACGAAUGCAUGCACAGCAUAGUUCUGAAAUGUGAUGAAGAAGUGAGAGGAGGUAAGGCUCGAAAGCAGGAGAAAUUUAGGAGUGCCAGUAAAAAAAAAAAUCAUGUAAGAAAUUGUAAGUGUGAUUUUCAUUCCAACUGUGCAUGUGUGAAGCUGUGUGUAAACCCAUUUUGGUUUGACAUCAGUGAACUGGAAACUGGUACUGUGGUGUAGAACCUGCAUCUUCUCGAAAUAUGGUAGUCCUCAAAACUAUGCUUUUUAACUUCAGCAUGUUGGUCAUCUUAACUUUUCAUGCAAUAGGUUAACUUCGUCCAUCUUACAUAAUGACUACAAUGUGAGGUAGAAAUAAACAGUGCCAUGCUCACAGUGGGAUACGAAACACUAUUUUAAAUAUUUGCAGUAGCAUGCACCAUAAAGUAUCCCAUUUUCUGAACAAGGAUGCGAUACAGUGCACGAAAAUAACUUAAAACUGUUGGCAUUUGAAUUGUUGAUGAGGUUGAUUUUAUUUGAUAAAGUAAGAAUGAUGAAAUAGUAAAUAUCAUAUAUUCACAAUUUAGGGUAACAUAUCAAAUGUGGAUUAAAACGUUCAGAAAUGCCUACAUCAUAUUUAUCAAUUUAAAGUACUGUCUCCUUUUAAUGACUGUUAAAGCGCAUGCAACUCCUGUUACUUUCAAAUAUUUUACAGAAAUGUUUACAUUAAACGGCCUCAAGGGAGAUAAACUAAAAUUAUUCACGUAAAACAAUGCUAACAAUACUUUCAAAAAAGCAACACUCAGCUAAACUCAAGAACAUGUCUUUGGUAUUAAAAAAACUAGCUGUAUAAUAUGAUGAAAAAUUGAUCGGGCACUAAUGAAUAACAAAGUACUGUUUUUACUCAAAGAUUAUAGAUGAAUGACAAGAUGAAAUAUAAUUUGCAAUAUAAGCAGGAGAAAAUUACAAUCAUGUGAGGGGGGAAAAAACCCUAUUGUUUUACAAAAAAAAAAAAAAAUCUGUCGUUACGAGACAAAUAAGUUGAGCACUGCUGCGUAGCUUGUCAAAUCCCAGUUUUGUAUGUUUGUAGCAUCAACGCCAUCAAUAAGUAGAUUGUUUAGUACCCUGAGUAAGAAUGAACUAAGAGUGGCUCAUUUGUGGGUUAGUCGCAUGAAGAUUCAUAACUCGACUGUAAUGUCAACAUUAAAAAAAAUAUCCAUGAUUCUAACAUGGAAUGUUGUAUACAGAUUUUCACUGAGUCAAUAUAACCCUCGCAUCCGCCAGACUGUUGAUUUAAACAACCAAAGACUCUGAAAAACUCCAGAUUUAACCCCACCCAACUGAGAUACAAUAUUCUCUUGGUUAAUUAACGCUUAUACUGUCAAAUUACAGAUGGAAUAUAUAUGUUUCAAUCAAAACAAGCAUGAAGCUUUAAUUUCACUCAUCGAAUAGCAAUCUCAAGACUGUUUCAAGGCUGCUCUUUGUUAAUCUGCAAAUGGAUGGUGUGAUGUGUAAAUUAUGAGGUUCAUUAUUCAUGAAAGAUAGUAGAUAGCCUAUCAUGUUCAUGUGUUGUUGAGAGAUUUUAUUGUAUUGUGUUUUAUGAUAGUUAUGAUAGAUGUCAAGUGAAUUUAUGGUAUAUGGCCUACAGUAUAAGCGAUGUUGAGUCUGUAAGUAUGUAUGUAUGUAUGUAAGUAUAAAGUAUUUACUUUGUUACCGUGAAGUUGAUACAUAUUAGCCUUAAGGAUCUCAAUGACAAUUACAUGGAUAAUCCAAAUAUGCUUUUGUCUGACCUAAAGCAUGAAUUCAUGCUUAAAGUAUUUCAACAAUGACUUGUGGUUUAACAUUGUGCUGCAUUCAGUCGACACAUUAAAGGGUUCAAAAGUC